This is a messenger RNA of Candoia aspera, 872 nucleotides long. It is a transcript of the gene MLN, whose product is annotated as motilin. The record is from RefSeq and is a predicted model, not a curated record. The coding region runs from base 4 to 369 and encodes 121 amino acids. Lineage: Eukaryota; Metazoa; Chordata; Lepidosauria; Squamata; Candoiidae. Gene Ontology annotation, molecular function: hormone activity. The transcript has 3 exons. Gene Ontology annotation, cellular component: extracellular region.
AGGAUGGUUCCAAGAAAGGUGAUAGCAACUCUUCUGCUCCUCUGCAUGAUAGCCAUGUUGGCUAAAGAGAGUGAAGGUUACCUUGCCUUCUAUAGUCGUGAAGAUUUCAGAAGAAUGCAGGAGAAAGAGAAGAACCAAGCACAGAAGAAAUCGCUUGACACAAGAGAUUUUUUUGAAUUUGCAGAAGAUGAAGGGCAAGUAAUCAAGAUGAUUGCUCCAGUAGAAAUUGGAAUACAUCUGAAUUCCAGACAGUUGGAAAAAUACCAAGAUGUCUUGAAAGAGCUCCUAACAGAGAUGUUGUCAGAUACUAAGAAUGGGACUACAGAAAUUGUAAAAUUGGCCUUUCUCUUUCCUUGGAAGUUAUCUUAGUCAUGAGAUUUCAGGAAUACCUUGUGUCUUGUGUCACAUACAAGGUAGUGUGUAGGCUCUGUGCUUUUUUGAAGAAAUAAAUAUCCCCACCCCACCCCACCCCAAAAUAAUACACUGCUAGAAAACAUGUAUUGAAGUUUGCAUUAGCAUAAAAGUUAGGAAUACUGUAGAUCUGUAUCAGUAGUGCAAAGGCCCUGUGCUUUGGAAGCUUCUCAGCUAUUAGAAAUCAUACGGCUGAUGAAGGACAAUUUUACUGUCAGUUUUUAUCUUCUGUACUGCAUUUCUAGGUAAUUUUAGACAACUUUUACUAAAGUUACAGGAAAAUUUAAAACCUGUGAUUACAGUGCCUUAUGACUUGAUAUAUUCUCCUUCAAAGUAGAUACUGCAUUUUCUCACUGAAAUUGUUACCAAAUUUAGAAAUCAGUUGAACUAUAAGCUUGCAAGUAGCUACAGAUUGUAUAUAAAUUUGAUAAGGAAAUACAAUAAAAUAUGAUUAUCUUUCA